AUGGCGAAACUCAGCUCAGCAACUAAAAGAAAAGAGAAGGCGGAGGCUAAAUGUUGGGAACCCCUAGAAGUGUUAGUGUUGGCACAAUCUUGGAUCGAUAUUUCAGAAGAUGCGACCGUUGGAAAAGACCAAAAGCAUGAUCGUUUUUGGAUUCGCGUUUUACAUAGGUUCCAUAAAGGAAUGAACCGUGGAGAAAACUGUUCAAAACAUCAAGUUUACUCGAAAUGGGGGAAAAUGAACAAGGAAAUCAUGUUGUUUAAUGAUUUGUAUAAAAACAUGAAACGUCAAUGGAAAAGUGGAGAAAGCGAUGAUCAAAAUGUCAGACGAGCAUAUCGUAGUGGUUCAAAACGCAACAGGACAUCUGAGUCCGACCACACUACAUCAGAUGCUCGUGUACAAUUUGAUCUGAACGAAGAUGAAUCUGUUCCAGUUUCACCACCUUCCCGACCAAUGGGAAGAGACAAAGCAAAAAGUAAAGGCAAAGGCAAAGGCAAAGCGUUGGAUUUAGAUGAAUUGAAAGAAAUAUGGGCCGACAUGAAGGAGCUUCGGAAACAAAGGGACAACGACAUGCGAGUACUAUCAUUGGACACGUUGAAUAUGACCGGGGAUGAGCUUGAAGUUAUUUUGGCGAUGAAGGAGGAAGUGAAAAAACAUUACGCAAAUCGUGGCUAA
Lactuca sativa (garden lettuce) is the source of this 672-nucleotide messenger RNA. The record is from RefSeq and is a predicted model, not a curated record. NCBI's taxonomy places the organism in Eukaryota, Viridiplantae, Streptophyta, Magnoliopsida, Asterales, Asteraceae.